Messenger RNA from Chinchilla lanigera (long-tailed chinchilla), 2357 nucleotides. It is a transcript of the gene Btbd17, whose product is annotated as BTB (POZ) domain containing 17. NCBI's taxonomy places the organism in Eukaryota, Metazoa, Chordata, Mammalia, Rodentia, Chinchillidae. Gene Ontology annotation, molecular function: protein binding. The transcript has 4 exons. The record is from RefSeq and is a predicted model, not a curated record. The coding region runs from base 580 to 2133 and encodes 517 amino acids.
CAGAUCCUUGUCCUCCUCUUGGGAGAGCUGAUCCUCCCCAAAACAGGAGCGGGGGAGGGGUGGGAGCCUGAGCUGCCUCUUCCCUCGCCUCUUCCAGGCUCUUUGCAGCUGGCUCACCAUGGUGCUCUGGCCACGAUGCUGCCAAGUGUGCUCUGUGCCAGGGCGGAGGCUGGGCCUGGGCUUGGGGGAGGGGCUGGGAGCCCUGGUGCUGGUGUCUGACAGUGGCCCUGAAGCUCCUUUCUUGCCCUUUAGUGAGCCUAAAACUUUCUAGGGGAGGACCAGCUAGCCUUGCUGAGUUGUGAGGAGCAGUGGGGGAGGAGGGUGCCGGAUCUGUUCCCCUUGGGGGCCCAGGACAGCACAAUAGUCCUUGGGGCUGCCACUUUCUGGCUUAAGUGGUUGCCCAGGCAACAGCAGGGGCCAGUUUCCACCAAUCCAUGGCAGAGGCUGGGUGGGGGGAGGGAGGCCUGGCCGGAAGGGGGAUCCGUCCCCUGUGUGAGAUCCUAUAUAAGGAGAAGGGAUGUGUUCAGAGUGGUCUGGCUGUCACUGUCCCUCCAGUGGACUUGGAGGUGGAGCACAAAGAUGCUUAGGAUAGGCCACUGCAAGCCUGGAUCCUGGGGCAGCUUCUGGGCCACCCUGGCCCUGGUGGGCCUGGUCACUCGUGCAGAGACUGCUGUCUUCCCUGCUCUCGAGAACGUCCUCUUGGAUCUGCAUCGGUAUGUUCUGUCUGCCCAGAAUGUGCCUGUGGGCACCCUCAGCAUCCACACCACGUGGGUACACACAGCGCAGAGAGCUGACAUGGGCGGGGAGGCAGCAGGCACCUCCAUCAACCACUCCCAGAUGCUACUCCACCGCCUGCAGGAGCUGCUGCGGCAGGGCAAUGCCAGCGACGUGGUUCUGCGCGUGCAGGCUACAGGCACCGACGAGGUCCGAGUCUUCCACAGCCACCGCCUGCUGCUGGGGCUGCACAGCGAGCUGUUCCGGGAGCUGCUGAACAACCAGAGUGAGGUGGUGCUGCAGGAGCCCCGUGACUGUGCUGCUGUCUUCGAUAAGUUCGUCAGGUAUCUGUACUGCGGCGAGCUGACUGUGAUGCUGGCCCAGGCUAUCCCGUUGCACCGGCUGGCCAUCAAGUACGGCGUGGCCCCCUUACAGCGCGGCGUGGCUGACUACAUGCGUGCGCACCUGGCCGGUGGCGCGGGCCCGGCCGUGGGCUGGUAUCAUUACGCGGUGAGCACCGGGGACGAGGCCCUGCGCGAGAGUUGCCUGCAGUUCCUGGCCUGGAACUUGUCUGCCGUGGCGGGUAGCGCCGAGUGGGGCACUGUGAGCCCUGAGCUGCUGGCACAGCUGCUGCAGCGCUCGGACCUGGUGCUGCAGGAUGAACUGGAGCUCUUUCAUGCACUGGAGGCGUGGCUGGGCCGCGCUAAGCCGUCACCCGCUGUGGCCGAGCGAGCUCUGCGCGCCAUCCGUUACCCCAUGAUCCCACCCGCACAGCUGUUCCAGCUGCAGGCACGCUCUGCCGCCCUGGCGCGCCAUGGCCCCGCGGUGGCCGACCUCUUGCUGCAGGCCUACCAGUUCCACGCCGCCUCACCGCUGCACUACGCCAAGUUCUUCGACGUCAACGGCAGUGCUUUCUUGCCUCGCAACUACCUCGCGCCCGCCUGGGGCGCUCCUUGGAUCAUCAACAACCCGGCCCGUGAUGACCGCAGCACCAGCUUUCAGACGCAGUUGGGCCCGAGCGGUCACGAUGCGGGCCGCCGGGUCACGUGGAACGUGCUCUUCUCGCCACGCUGGUUGCCCAUCAGCCUGCGGCCGGUCUAUGCCGAUGCCGCGGGCACGGCGCUGCCCGCCGCACGCCCUGAGGACGGCCGACCGCGCCUAGUGGUUACCCCGGCCAGCAGCGGAGGUGACGCAGCAGGCGUGAGCUUCCAGAAGACAGUGCUGGUGGGAGCCCGCCAGCAAGGCCGGCUCUUGGUCCGCCACGCCUACAGCUUCCAUCAGAGCAGUGAGGAAGUUGGCGACUUCCUGGCGCAUGCAGACCUGCACAGGCGCAACUCCGAAUACCUAGUGGAGAACGCGCUGCAUCUGCACCUCAUCGUCAAGCCUGUCUACCACACCCUCAUCCGGACCCCCAAGUAGAUUGGGAAAUAAACGACCUGGCCUAGGUGGUACCAGGGCCUGGGAAGGAUGAGGCACGUGCGGAGCGGACUGUUAGCCUGGCCCCUGGGUGGCCAGGUACUAGCUGGUUGGGGCUGGGGUGGGUACCAGGUGAGUGGCGGUAGACCAGAUGCCUGGAUUCUGGAGCUCACUCCAUAACCAACUUGAAGGCAACAUUCUUGAUCCUGAAUAAACAGAUACUCAGA